Punica granatum (pomegranate) is the source of this 2644-nucleotide messenger RNA. NCBI's taxonomy places the organism in Eukaryota, Viridiplantae, Streptophyta, Magnoliopsida, Myrtales, Lythraceae. The record is from RefSeq and is a predicted model, not a curated record.
CGAAAAAGGGAUUUCUAGGAAUCAUUCAACAGCAGUCCUCAUUUCCCAUCAUUGAGCAUAAACAAUGUGGUUUCCUUUUCCUCUGCUCCUAGUUCAUUGUUCCAUUCUCGUAAUCUCGUUCGGUGUCGCGGAGUCCUCCGACACUCUGUCAUUUAACCAAACUCUCAGUGAUGGGCAGACUUUGGUUUCAUCGGGGCAGGUCUUUGAGCUUGGGUUCUUCAGUCCUGGAACUUCCCGGAAUCGUUAUCUUGGGAUGUGGUACAGGAACUUGACCCCAACUUAUGUUUGGGUUGCCAAUCGGAAUGACCCAAUCGUCAACUCCACUGCAGAGUUAGCGCUGACCCAAGACGGAUCACUUUCUCUUCGUAAUGGUUCGACCAGUUACUGGUCUGUGAACACGACAGCCGGAGCUUCGUUGCAGCUCUUGGACGAUGGAAAUCUUGUACUGAAGGAUGAUUCGGGAAACUAUCUGUGGCAGAGUUAUGACAACGUAACUGACACCUUAUUGCCAGGGAUGAAGCUCGGGUGGAGCCUUGAGAAGGGGUUGGUCCGGAACAUGACUUCGUGGGCUUCAUCUACUGACCCAUCUUCGGGCCAAUUCACCUUCAGCCUCGACCCACCUGAGUCCCCUCAGCUGGUCCUCCGGAAAGAUGGUCAGAAGCUGUACCGGUGGGGCCCAUGGAAUGGGGUACGGUUCAGCGGGAGCAACGAGCUCAGGGCCAACCCUGUCUUUGAUCCUAUGUUUAACUCCAGCCCUCUGGAAGUUUACUACUCCUACCAGGUCGUCGAGGACUCUGUCGUGUCCCGGUUCUUACUGACCUGGGAUGGCCUGAUUCAAUACCUCUCGUGGAGGAACAGCAACGAAUGGACCUUAAUGGUAACUCUACAGAGGGAUGAGUGCGAUACCUAUAGGAAAUGCGGUCCCUUCGGAAGUUGCUACAGCGGUGACACGAUCUGCAAGUGCUUGGAGGGAUUCUUGCCGACCUCACCCCAGAAUUGGAAUUCCGUUGAUUGGACGGAUGGUUGCACAAGAAAAUGGGAAUUGGACUGUAGGAAUGGUGACGGAUUCGUAAAAUACAAAGAUCUCAAGUUGCCGGACAAUUCCCGCCUCUCUUCAAAUCGGAGCCUUAGCCUCGAGGAAUGCGAGAUGGAGUGUCUAAAUAAUUGCUCUUGCACAGCAUUCACUAGGAUCGAUAUUCACGGGAACGGGGGUGAUUGUGUGCUUUGGUUCGAGGAAUUGAUUGAUAUGAAGAACUAUCCCGAUGGUGGGGAUGUCCUGUACAUAAGGAUGGCUCGUGCUGAACUAGAUGCAUUAGCUGAUGCUAAGAGGAAAAGGCUUAUCAGGCGGGCUAUCGGCAUAACUCUGUCAGUAGUAUGUGGUUUGCUUACUAUAGGAUUCAUCGUGUGGUUCAUUCUCCGAAAGAUGAGGUUGAAGAAGAGAGCGGCAUUCGAAAGAAUGCUAUGCCAAAUUCCUCCGGAAAGGAACGAGGAAGACCUAGAAUUGCCCCUUUUUGAUCUCGUUACCAUCAACUCUGCUACUAAUGAAUUUUCCUCUGAGAACAAGAUCGGUCAGGGAGGUUUCGGUAAGGUCUACAAGGGUGCAUUGUCUUCCGGGAAAGAAAUAGCAGUUAAGAGGCUUUCUCUGGACUCGGGACAAGGCAUUCAGGAGUUCAAGAAUGAAGUCAUACUGAUCGCAAAACUUCAGCACCGGAACCUUGUGAAGCUCUUGGGAUGCUGCAUUCAAGGAGAAGAGAGAAUGUUGAUCUACGAGUUCAUGCCCAACAAAAGCUUGGACCACCACCUUUUUGACAAGACAAGAAGCAAGCUGCUAUCGUGGGAUAAAAGAUUUAACAUCAUAAUGGGUAUUGCGCGUGGACUUUUGUACCUCCAUCAAGACUCGAGGCUCAGAAUCAUCCAUCGGGAUCUCAAACCGAGCAACAUAUUGCUGGACAGCCAGAUGAACCCAAAGAUAUCGGAUUUUGGCAUUGCAAGGAUAUUUCAAGGUGAACAGACCGGCGAAAUAACAAAAAGAGUAUUCGGAACAUAUGGUUACAUCGCUCCCGAGUAUGCACUGAGAGGGCAUAUAUCAGUAAAAUCAGAUGUCUUCAGCUUCGGGGUACUAGUACUAGAGAUUGUGAGCGGGAAGAAAAUCAUGGGCUUUUCUCAACCCGACAAUGAUCUCAACCUUUUGGGAUAUGCGUGGAAGCUAUGGAAUGAAGGGAACCCACUCGAACUCGUCGAUGAAGCAAUCGGGGAACCUUUUCCUUUGAAAGAAGUGGUGAGAUGCAUACAAGUAGGCCUACUUUGUGCUCAAUUACGAGCCGAAGACAGGCCCAUGAUGUCCACUGUGGUACUUAUGCUAGGAAAUGAGAAUUUUGAGGUUCCCCAGCCGAAGGAACCGGGAUUCAAGAACGAGAGCAUGUUUAUUGGUUCAGACUCAUCGUCAAGCGCCAAUAAUAACCUGCACACUUUCAACGAAAUUACCAUCACAAAUUUAGAUGGAAGAUAACAGAGAUUCUUUAAUUUCCUGCAUGAAAAUAUAUGUAAAGAUAUGAUUGUAAGGUAUAUAGGAGAGGUUUCGUCACAAAUUGUGCAUUUUUUCAUUCAUUAUAGUUGGCUCAUUUUGAAUUUUUUUUUAUUCCAA